Messenger RNA from Homalodisca vitripennis (glassy-winged sharpshooter), 2744 nucleotides. It is a transcript of the gene Dus1, whose product is annotated as tRNA-dihydrouridine(16/17) synthase [NAD(P)(+)]-like. The transcript has 9 exons. Gene Ontology annotation, biological process: tRNA processing. Gene Ontology annotation, molecular function: flavin adenine dinucleotide binding; tRNA dihydrouridine synthase activity. The record is from RefSeq and is a predicted model, not a curated record. NCBI's taxonomy places the organism in Eukaryota, Metazoa, Arthropoda, Insecta, Hemiptera, Cicadellidae. The coding region runs from base 150 to 1559 and encodes 469 amino acids.
UGUUGACGAACUGUUACAGUUAUUGGUAAAUUGAUGUUUUUAACGACAGUAUUUACUUUGUGAACUGUGAUAUAGGAAGAACACAAGUCGCAUUGCAGUAUUGAGCCAUUUAACAGCACAGAUUUGUUACCUUUAUCAGCUUAUAAAGAAUGUCGGUGUGGGAGCGACUGGGCAGUCCCAGGUAUGUUGUUGCACCGAUGGUGGACGCCAGCGAGCUUGCCUGGCGCAUGUUGUGUCGCCGCCACGGAGCCCAGCUCUGUUACACCCCUAUGUUACACAGCUCUGUGUUUGUGAAGCACCCUCGCUACCGCGAGGUCAGCUUGGCCUCAUGUCCUGAGGACAGGCCUCUUAUCAUCCAGUUCUGUGGCAACGAUCCGGCUGUGAUGCUGGAGGCGGCAAAGCUCGCUGAGGCCCACUGCGAUGCCAUCGACAUCAACCUGGGCUGUCCUCAGGCCAUCGCCAAGCGAGGACGCUACGGCGCCUUCCUGCAAGACGACUGGGAGCUGCUCUCCAAGAUUGUGCAAACGUUGUCGCAGGGAGUCAGCGUGCCAAUUACGUGCAAGGUGAGGGUGUUUGACAGUGUGGAGAAAUCGGUCCUGUACGCCCAGAUGCUGGAGACAGCGGGUUGCAAGAUGCUCACGGUCCAUGGCCGUACCAGGGAACAGAAGGGGCCUCUCACUGGACUGGCCAGCUGGGCCCACAUUAAGGCUGUCAGGGAUAACGUGAGGAUCCCAGUUAUAGCCAAUGGUAAUAUCCAGUGCUUGGCGGAUGUGGAAAGAUGUCUACUGGAGGUGGGAUGUGAGGCUGUGAUGACUGCGGAAGGUAACCUCCACAACCCCUGCCUGUUUGAGGGCUGCAGUCCCCCAGUCUACGAGGUGGCGCAGGAGUACCUGGAACUGGUUGAAAGUUACCCCUGCCCCACAUCCUAUGUGCGCGGACAUCUUUUCAAACUCUUCCAUGAAUGCCUAAGUUUACCUUCCAAUUCGGACCUAAGAAACCAGUUGGCAAAGGGACCGAGUAUAAGUGAUUUCAAAGCAGUUGUCGAGAGACUGAGAGCCAUCUACGAGCCAAUCCACGAAGGGAGACAGCUCUGGACACACGAGUAUACUAGCUACGACAUGGAACUACCUCCCUGGAUAUGUAAGCCUAGAGUGAGGAUGGCACCAGAGGAACAUAUCAAAAAGAUGGAGGCUGUUGUGUCCGCAGAAGCAGCUCCAGUGGACGAAAAGGAGAACAACAUGACUACUGCAGUGAAGAGGGCUAAACGGGAAAGCAGUUCAGAAGCAAAUAUGUCAAAGAAGAAAUUGAAAAAACUACAAAAGCGCCAGUCAGAAAACCCUCACUGCAGGAAAGUGUUCGAGAAAUGUUGCCAGUGCCCAAAUCCUGUGGGACUGAAAUGCGAGUUCAGCAUGUGUAAGGCGUGCUGCAAAACCAAGUGCUACCUGGAAAACUGGGACUGUCCCGGCCACCGUAUACUGACACGUACGCGCAGAGAACGUGCCAGGACUCGUGCAGCUCCGCAGAAUCCUGACCCUCAGUCACAGCUGAUCUGCAGAUGAGAUCACAUAGCCUACCUGACGUGACCACAACGCACCUUAUUGUUCGUACUGAGGACUACUGAAUAUGUACAAGUUCAAUUUGUUUUAAGUUUAGCUUAAAAUUUGUAUUUUUAUUUACUCUUGUAAAGUUCUGAAUAUUUUAAUGACCUCAAUUGUAUAUAGCUAUUCAACUUGUUUAUAUUGCUAUCUUUAUAAUGGCCGAACAUAUUUUAUUGAUAUAUUUUUUAUCCAGAUUUUUGCUUGGGUAAAAUAAUAAACACAAAAUAGCUAUGACAAAAUAAAUACUGACAUUAUUUGUCAAUUAACUUUUUCAAGGUUAAUACUAAAAGUUGUUAUUGAUUAUAUAUUAAUAAAACAUAAUAAUUUAUGUUUUCAUUAAGAUUAGUUUGUUGCAUGUACCGUGUGUAUUUAUUUGUCUUACAAUAAAAUUUGUUAUUAUAGAUUGAAUUUGUUACAUUUUGAAAACUUGAAUUGACAUUGUUUGUCUUGCUAGUUCUUUUUAAUAAUUAUAUGUUAUUUAUAUACUUUUUGUAAGAUUUGUAUUCGAUUAAAAGGCAAAACAAUGUAACAAUUAUUCAAAUUAGAUUCAUUUUUCUUUCAGGUAUAGAAAUGUUUUGUUUAAUUUUCUCCUUUAUUGCUAUAUUUUGGUUAUAAUGUGUGUUUGCAAGUGUAAGUGUGUAUGUGUUGUGUAGUUAAUGGGCUUAUAUGCAAAUCAUUAUGAUCAGUGAGAAAAUAAUUAGCAUUAAAUGUAGCCUCGUAUUAAAAAAUGCAAAUUAUUAAAAGAUUUUAAUUUUGUUUGUUGAAUAUGGUAACUAAAAGAAGUAAAUUAAUUAUAGUUGUGUAGUUAAAUAUGAGUGUAAUGGUACUACAAUACUGUAUUGUUGGGGUGCAUUGUAACAGUCUAUUUUAAUAGAACAGAUUGCAUUAUAAAAUACUUGUUCCAUAAUAUUAUUUGUUGAUUAUAUGUAAAUAACCGUACAUAAAAAUGGUUUGAUGAUUACAUUAUUUAUUUUGUAUAUCGAGCAAAAGACAUUUUAUCAUCCUUAAAAUAGUAAUGUAUUUUUGUAGAAUUUAGUGAAGAUUUGUAUAUUGUUUUUAUUGAAUUGUGAUAAGACAUUUUAUGUUUGUAAGAUAUUUAUAAGGUGUUUGUAAAUAAAAAUAAUAAACUUAGUGUCAUAAAAAGGU